UAGAAGCUAUGCUAGAGGAUUAAUACAGCAUGUACUUGGUGAUGGCACUGAUAUCUUCCUUUGGCAUGAUUACAUCCUUCAGAUCCACUAAUGCUUACAUAUGGUGCUAAGAUUGUACCAGAUUCUGGUUUGUAAUUAUUUGCCAAAAUGUCAGAAGUAGUAAAUGGGAAUUUUUGGAAUUGGCCUUUUGCUCGUUCUCCCCAGCUUGUACAAAUUCAGAUGGCUUUGUUGGACUCACUAUAUCCUAAAAGUGGAAAUAAAGACUUACUUAUUUGGACAGCCCCUUCCUCUAGAGUGUUCAAAACAAGCAGUGCAUGGCAUUCCUUACAAGCUAAGCAAGGGAAAGUGCCAUGGCACAUGUUCCCAAGCAUAGUUUCAUUUGUUGGCUUGGCUAGCAAUAUUGGACAGAUUAACAACGAGAAGUAGACAGAAGAAUUGGACUCCUAGUAUUGAUGACACUUGCUUGUUUUGCAGCUCAGGAGUAGAAACUAAUGAUCACUUGUUUUGUCAAUGCCAGUUUGCAAAACCAGUAUGGCAAACUAUUUGUGGCAUGGCAGGAAUUCCUUUAUUUUGUUCUUGGCAGGGGCUACUAGCUUGGUUGGUGAAAAGGAUUAGAAGGAAGUCCCUAUACUGUGCUCUUAUAAAGCUUGCCUGGAAUGCUACCAUGUAUCAUGUUUGGAGAGAGAGGAACAACAGAAUUUACAGGCAACAGUUCAAAUCUGUUUCACAGAUUGUGAAUGAUAUUCUUUUUGAUGCAAGGAACAAGGUUUUAGCCUUUGCAGCACCAAAGUCCUCUUCACUGCCAAUGUCUAUAGCAGUGCAGUGGGGGCUUGCAGAGGUUCUAAAAUCACCAGUACAGUCUUAGAUGAAUUCUCUCUUUGAUUAGAGUUGUAAUUGAUUGUAAGUAGCAAAUGACUUGCUGCUUAUGUGUACAUACCAGUUUUAUUAGAUAAAUAAAACUUCAUAUUUUAUCCAAAAAAAAGAAAAAGGUCUGCAACCAGCCUCACCCCUUGCAUGUGAAGAAACGUGAUUGAGAACACACUCAAAAGGGAAAAUUGAUGAUGCUUGUGUGGGUCUGUAACAGCCCUAUGAUUUUUGGGCCAUUCCCCCCACAGAUAUAAUCACAACCCUCUUCUCUAUGUCAAAAACAAUUAUGAUGUGCUUAAGCACUACCCUGCAAAGUUUCAACAGCCACUAGUCCCAGCUCCAGCCAUUAGCACAGCCAUUUGGUUUUUUAACAAGUUUGCAGGUAACUGGAUCUGCACAUAUGAGAACCUGUGAUGGAGUUGGUUCAUAUCUUCAGUUAUGUGGCCUCCUAGCCAAGUUUUCUCCCAUUUGUGAAACAGCU
Messenger RNA from Rubroshorea leprosula, 1348 nucleotides. NCBI's taxonomy places the organism in Eukaryota, Viridiplantae, Streptophyta, Magnoliopsida, Malvales, Dipterocarpaceae. The record is from the annotation of a GenBank genome assembly.